UACGUUUCAGAUCUUAUCACACCCUCUUCCGUGAGAGCCACUGAAAACAGGCAGCGCUUUAAAAGUGAAAGCAAAGGCGACACUUAAUGGAGACGUUUAGACACACCGGGCAAACAGAUCAGACUCUCCUGCUGACUCAGAGACACGAUGCAGCACACAAGCUGGACUUCACUGGGCUUCCUCGCCCUGUUUACCAUCCCCACAGUGACUGAUGCUGUGAUGGUGAAGCUUGGACACAGCGCCACCGUUUCUUGUCAUCUGAACUGUUCUACAGUCACAUGGUGGACUAAAGGCAUAGAGGUUUUUCAGAUUUUUAAGAUUUUUGAGUUUUCUGAAGGGAAAUGCACUGUAGCUCCAGAAUUUAAGGACAGGAUUGAAUGUUCUGAAGAGAAGAUCAGAGGAGGAGACGUUUCCCUCACUAUAACUUCUGCUGUGUACAAUGACCAAGGCUGGUACUACUGCUCUUGUGACGGAAAGGACCGGUGUGAUAGGAGGAUUGACGUUCUAGUUCCUACCACCUUAAGUAUCUCUUUUGGAGGUAAGGCUACACUCCCUUGCUACGCUGAAACGGACAAACGGACAGUGGACUCCUCUGCCUACGUGCUGUGGGAAAAGGACGAACAGCAGGUGUUGAAGCUCGAGAAUGGAAAGAUGUCGUAUGGUUCUGGAUUUGAGCAGAGGGCCACAGUGUCACCAGAAAGCUACAGAAAGGGUGACCUCUCUCUGAUCAUCGAUCGUGUAAGAUUCUCUGAUUCUGGCUUAUACAGUUGCUCCCUUAAGGACGGAGGACACGGAUACCCAAACACAAUCUCUCUGGCUGUUGAAGCUCGUCAAUAUGUUCAUCAUAAAAAGGUGGGUCAAUCUGUCUUGCUGGAUCUAGUGGUCCUACCACCGGUGAUGGUGUAUUCUAAGGAAAGUGACGCCACUGCAGACUCCUGGAUGUGCACCAGGAUGAAAGACGCUGUUCAUUGUAAGCCAGACUACGAGCAGAGAGUCUCUAUCGUGAAUAACUCUCUCAUGCUAAGUAAACUGACAGUGGCUGACAGUGGAACAUACAUUGUGACGGAUGUCAAAUCUGGUGAAGUCGUGGCCAUUCACAAGCUUGCAGUCGCUGGUUUACCAUCACACAAGAUUCCAGUGAUUACUGCCUCAAUAGCAUGUGUUUUUGUGGUACUUCUCGGAGCACUUCUGUGGCCCUGCCAUCAAAAGCAGCGAAAGACAGAAAAGGAGAAAGACCUGACUGAACUUGUAGACAAAUAUGUACAGCUCUCCAUUCAGCAAAGUGAACGUGAGCUGCUGCAGUAUUCUCUAAAGUGA
This is a messenger RNA of Colossoma macropomum (tambaqui), 1317 nucleotides long. RefSeq lists its product as uncharacterized. The record is from RefSeq and is a predicted model, not a curated record. Gene Ontology annotation, biological process: positive regulation of T cell proliferation; immune response; negative regulation of T cell proliferation. Gene Ontology annotation, cellular component: external side of plasma membrane. The transcript has 6 exons. Bases 148 to 1317 code for a protein of 389 amino acids. NCBI's taxonomy places the organism in Eukaryota, Metazoa, Chordata, Actinopteri, Characiformes, Serrasalmidae.